AUGCCCCAUAUCAUUGUUGGCAGAGUCAUCUGCAUUGACUUUGGCACGACUAGAUCAGACAGCCAGGCGUCUUGGAGAUUCCCGAUCGCAUUCCAAUCAGUCUUCGCCAUCAUCUCGGGCCUGUUCCUCCUUUUCCUCCCGGACACUCCACGAUGGUACUACGCUCGAGAGAGGAUCGAAGAAGGUGAUAUUGUUCUGGCACUUCUUAACGACCAACCAGUCGAUCACCCGAACGUGCAAGAGCAGAAAAAAGAUAUCCUGCGAAGCAUUCAAAUGGAAGCGGAGGACGAGAACAAGUUUAGUCUCAUCUGCUUAGUGUGGGAUAACACGGAGCUGCGGGUCGGGCGACGAAUUCGCACAGGAUUCUUACUUCUGUCGAUUCAGCAGAUGAUGGGCAUCAAUAUGCUCGUCUACUUCAGCACUCGCAUAUUUGCCAAUAUCGGGCUGACUUCAUUCAUGUCGCAGCUACUUGCUGCUGUCAUGAACACAUGCUUUGCCCUCGGCACAUACUUUACGCCCGGAACAAUCGAGACAUUUGGCAGACGUAGGAUCAUGCUUUGGUCCGCUGUGGUGAUUUUCAUCUGCAUGUUAAUCUUCACCAUUAUGAUUGCCCUGCCAAACCCCACACUUGCAACACAGUGGACGGCGAUUGUGUUCAUCAUCAUCUAUAACCUUGCAUUAGGCUAUGGAUGGGUUGGCAUCCCAUGGUUAUAUGGUCCAGAGAUUGCACCGCUCCGAUAUCGCCACAUGGCUGGGGCUGCUGCGUCCCUGGGAGAGUGGCUUUUCUCCUUCGUCACCGUAUUUGCUGGCGGAAUUGGAGCCGAAGUAGCUGGUUGGCGAAUCUGGAUCUGGCAGAUAAUAUUUUGCGUCGUGGCUGUGCUCUUCGUAUACUUCUGCUGCCCUGAGACCAAAGGAAAAACCCUGGAAGAGAUUGACGAAUUAUUUGCCAAGCGUGGCGCUUACCAUGACGCAGGAGUCGAUGAAAAGGUACUAGAGAGCAGCAAUCAUACAAGCGACGUUUCGCAUAUGGAGAACUCGAUUGAACGCGAACUCAAGAUGCAAAAGGGCUGA
Diaporthe batatas is the source of this 1071-nucleotide messenger RNA. RefSeq lists its product as uncharacterized. Gene Ontology annotation, cellular component: membrane. Gene Ontology annotation, biological process: transmembrane transport; carbohydrate transport. Gene Ontology annotation, molecular function: carbohydrate:proton symporter activity. The transcript has 7 exons. The coding region runs from base 1 to 1071 and encodes 356 amino acids. The record is from RefSeq and is a predicted model, not a curated record. NCBI's taxonomy places the organism in Eukaryota, Fungi, Ascomycota, Sordariomycetes, Diaporthales, Diaporthaceae.